Messenger RNA from Saccharomycodes ludwigii, 2109 nucleotides. Its product is annotated as alpha-mannosyltransferase. The record is from RefSeq and is a predicted model, not a curated record. Lineage: Eukaryota; Fungi; Ascomycota; Saccharomycetes; Saccharomycodales; Saccharomycodaceae. Gene Ontology annotation, cellular component: Golgi apparatus. The coding region runs from base 1 to 2109 and encodes 702 amino acids. Gene Ontology annotation, molecular function: alpha-1,2-mannosyltransferase activity. Gene Ontology annotation, biological process: mannan biosynthetic process. The transcript has a single exon.
AUGCUAUUAUUACGUCCAUUUUAUAGAAGAACUUUUAAAAAACUCGUGAUUUUUGGGUUGAUCAUCUCCAUCGUAUUCUUCAUUGUAAAUGCAGUCCUAAACAAUUUUACCAUACAAAACGAUAAUAGUACUGGUGUAAACGUCCAGAAUAGCAACAAUAACCUAAUGCUGGGUUUUGAUUUUAAUGAUAUAUUAAACUUCAAUCCAAUUGAUUAUAUCAGUAACAACUAUUAUAAAACAGAUGACCAGGGUAAAAACGAACCUCUAGCUUACCAACAAACAUUGUCAGAUUACGUCAGCAAUUAUAGAAACAAAUUGUUAGAUGAUGAGGAAGAAGAUUCAUUAUUAAAGAACAACGAUGAAAAUGGUGCAGCGGCAUCUCAUUUGAGAAUCGCACCAGAAGAGUUACAGCAUGUCCCACUGGAUAAUAGUGUUAAAUUGGCGGCUGAUAUUGCUACGGAUUCCACUAAGGGAGACAAAGGGACCGGUGAACAAAAUUUAUUGGAUACUGAAACUAGAACUAAACUAUUGCAUGACUUUUAUCGUAAGAUAUUCGAAAGCAUCACUAAAUACUCUCCUGCUGGUAAAUUAGACAGAAAAUAUCAUGACAACUGUCCGCUACGUGGUGAUGUUGGCUAUGAUAACUUUGAAAAUUGGGAAACGUUAAGCUACGAUUCGUUGAGAAACUGUUUAAUAAUACCAGAAGAGACUUUAAACGACUUGAAAGAAAAACAUGCAGCCUUUGUCAAUAGUAUUAGCGGUGUGGUCCUGGGUAAACAGGCUUAUCAAGGCAAUGGUAUUGUGACUGUUGGUGGCGGUAAAUUUUCCCUAUUAGCCUACACACUAAUUGAAACGUUACGGAAUACAGGAACCACUUUACCAGUUGAAGUUUUAAUACCUCACAGUGACGAAGGUGAUGAUGAUUUUUGCCAAUAUAUCGAGAGCAAUUUAAAUGCCAAGUGCAUUUAUUUCCGUGAUUUCCUACCACAGGACAUCAUCGAUUCUUUUGAAUUCAAAGGUUAUCAAUUCAAAUCCUUGGCUAUUAGUGCCUCCAGUUUUGCCAACUUAUUGUUGCUAGAUGCUGACAACUUACCCCUAAAAUCGCUAGAUGAUAUAUUUGAUAAAGAGCCCUAUAAAUCUACCGGUUUGGUUGUGUGGCCGGAUUUCUGGAGAAGAUCUACUACGCCAUUGUAUUACGACAUUGCCGAUAUUGAUAUCAACUUAAACAAAAGAGUUAGGAAUUGCAUUGAUGAUAUAACGCCACCUUGGGUUUAUCAAGAUACAGGUUCUGAUAAUAAGGACGUGCCGUUACAUGACUUGGAAGGUACUAUUCCGGAUCCAUCAACUGAAAGUGGUCAGUUAAUGAUUAAUAAGGUUGAUCAACUAGCCACAACUUUGUUAUCCUUGUAUUAUAACGUUAAUGGACCAAGCUGGUAUUACCCUAUUUUCACACAAAAAUCGCAAGGUGAAGGUGACAAAGAAACAUUUUUGGCUGCCGCUAACUAUUAUAAAUAUCCAUUUUACCAGGUUAAAUCAAUGAUCAAAGUUGAUGGUUUUCAUGCGCCUGAUGAAUCUGGUUUCAGAGGUGUUGCUAUGCUACAGUAUGACAUGGUUCAAGAUUAUGCUAGAUACAAACUUGCCCAAGAGUCUAUUUUAAAAAAAUACGGCGCAACAGCCGUCAGUACGGAAAUGAAGCCAGAUCCUAAUUACAAAGGCCAUAUUCAAAGCUUCUAUGAAGAAUACUUUGACGUAGCCGGAAAGCCAAACAUUGACGUGUUGUUUGUCCAUUCUAACCAUCCUAAAUUUGAUCCAUUGCUUUUAAGUGAACAACAAGAUUUAAUUUAUUCUGGCAAGCAUGUUAGAACUUAUAGGAGAACUGAAAUUUUACAAAAACAUGAUUUAGAAUUGGAGAUAUAUAGAAAUUAUGCCAAAAUUCUAUGUGGUGAUCCUCCUAAGGAUAGUGAUAAUAAAUAUGGUAUUUUAUUAAAGUUCAAAUACCUAGAACCUGUGGUUAAUACUGAAAAAUACGAUAAAAUGUGUACAUACAUCAAGGAUAGACUAAAAUAUUUGCAGGAGUCCCAUAUUGACGCUAUCAAAGGUAACUUAUAA